AUGCUAGUUAAACAUGGCAUGAAUCACUUAACUGUAUUAAACAGCGCAAGAAAUCACAAGUUAGCAACUUCUUUAGCUGUUUUGAGAAGACAACAAUUCUUGACAAGGGUUCUUGGAGUUAGAGGUGAAGACAGAAUGCAAGACCCAAAAUUUGAGGCUGAUGCUGAUAACAUUUUGAGGGCCAUUACUCCUGUUCUUGACCCAACUAGACAUAAAGGUCAAGCAGGGAAGAUUGCUGUUAUUGGUGGGUGUAGAGAGUACACUGGUGCUCCUUAUUUUGCUGCUAUUUCUGCUUUAAAAAUUGGUGCAGAUUUGUCCCAUGUAUUUUGUACAAAGGAUGCUGCUUCAGUUAUCAAAAGCUACAGUCCCGAGUUGAUUGUGCAUCCUGUUUUGGAAGAAUCUUAUAGUGUUGGGGAUAGGGAUAAAGACCACAUAUCACGAAACGUUGUUGCUGAGGUUGAUAAAUGGAUGGAGAGAUUUGAUUGUCUUGUUGUUGGCCCUGGCCUUGGAAGGGACCCAUUUCUUCUGGAUUGUGUGAGUGAGAUUAUGAAGCAGGCAAGACAAUCAAAUGUUCCAAUUGUCGUAGAUGGGGAUGGGCUCUUUCUUGUAACGAACAGUCUAGAACUUGUUAGUGGCUAUCCCCUAGCUAUCCUCACCCCAAAUGUGUAUGAAUACAAGCGCUUGGUUCAGAAAGUCCUAAAUUGUGAAGUAAAUGAUCAAGAUGCUCACGGGCAAUUACUAUUACUCGCCAAACAGAUUGGCGGAGUCACCAUCUUACGGAAAGGAAAAUCUGACCUUGUCAGCGACGGUGAGAUAGUCAAAUCAGUGAGCAUCUAUGGUUCACCUAGGCGUUGUGGCGGCCAGGGUGAUAUCCUUUCUGGAAGUGUUGCAGUAUUCUUGUCUUGGGCACGUCAAUGUAUCUUAGCUGAUGAAGGGAAUCUGAGCAUCAGCCCAACAAAUCCAACCAUUUUGGGGUGCAUUGCGGGGUCUGCUUUGUUGAGGAAGGCUGCAUCACUUGCUUUUGAGAAUAGAAAAAGGUCAACUCUGACAACUGAUAUUAUUGAGUGCUUGGGAAUAAGUUUGGAGGAUAUUUGUCCAGCCUGUUGA
Molecule: messenger RNA, 1107 nt
Organism: Dovyalis caffra
Lineage: Eukaryota; Viridiplantae; Streptophyta; Magnoliopsida; Malpighiales; Salicaceae
Source: the annotation of a GenBank genome assembly